GGGGACGGGCAGGUUAAAGCGAGGCCGGCCCGGCACCGGGCUACCGCUGCCCGCGCCGUCGUGUCCCCUCGCUCCCGCCACGGCGGAGGACGCGCCGCGGGGCCUCGUCGCGCCGGGAGGCCCAGGACCGACAGGUUUGGAAAAGCCUUUUGACCCAGGAAUCACUAAAAGCUGUUCCAAAAUAGAAGGACAUAAGAAAUGUAUUCAAACUAGCUUGGCCUGAGUAGGAAGUAAGAAGAGAGUUAUAGACGAGUUGCAUUGAGGAAUGAAGAGUUGCUGUGUGUAGCCACAAAUUUGAUUGACUUGCUCAGGGGUAGAGGCUGAAGUGUCUAUCUCCAGAAAUGUCUUUGGAAAGUAAACAACAACAUGAUCUGUCACUCAAGAAUUCAGUUGAAGGAAAUGACCAACACAGUCCUCUGUCUAAUAUGCAUCCAGAGCUUGGAAAGCAAUCAAGUACUGACUUCAAGCAAUUUGAAGCCAAUGAUCAAUGCACACUUUAUCGUAGGAUCCAUAUGGAGCCUCGAGAGAAAUCAAGUACUAACUUCAAGCAAUUUGUCAUUAGAAAACUGCAGAAGAGUUGCCAGUGCAGUCCAGCCAAAGCCAAAAAUAUGAUUUUUGAUUUCCUUCCUGUUUUGCGAUGGCUCCCAAAAUAUGAUAUGAAGAAAAACAUUUUAGGGGAUGUGAUGUCUGGUUUGAUUGUGGGCAUCUUAUUAGUGCCCCAGUCCAUUGCUUAUUCCCUCUUGGCUGGCCAAGAACCUAUCUAUGGUCUGUACACAUCAUUUUUUGCCAGCAUCAUUUAUUUCCUGUUGGGUACCUCCCGUCACAUUUCUGUGGGCAUUUUUGGAAUAUUGUGCCUUAUGAUUGGUGAGGUAGUUGACCGAGAACUACACAAAGCUGGCUAUGACACUGCCGAUAAUGCGCCUUCUGAUUUAGGACUGGUGUUGAAUGGGAGCACAUUAUUAAACCAGACAUCAGACCGGAUAUGUGACAGAAGUUGCUAUGCAAUUGCAGUUGGCAGCACUGUGACCUUUAUGGCUGGAGUUUAUCAGGUAGCGAUGGGCUUCUUUCAAGUGGGCUUUGUUUCUGUCUACCUCUCAGAUGCCUUGCUGAGUGGAUUUGUCACUGGUGCCUCCUUCACUAUUCUUACAUCUCAGGCCAAGUAUCUCCUUGGGCUCAGCCUUCCUCGGAGUAAUGGUGUGGGCUCGCUCAUCACUACGUGGAUACAUAUCUUCAAAAACAUCCAUAAGACCAAUAUCUGUGAUCUCAUCACCAGCCUUUUGUGCCUUUUGGUUCUUUUGCCAACCAAAGAACUCAAUGAGCACUUCAAGUCCAAGCUUAAGGCACCAAUUCCUACUGAACUCAUUGUUGUUGUGGCAGCCACAUUAGCCUCUCAUUUUGGAAAACUAAAUGAGAAAUAUAAUACCAGUAUUGCUGGGUCUAUUCCCACAGGGUUUAUGCCACCCACAGCACCGGACUGGAACCUAAUACCUAGUUUGGCCGUAGAUGCAAUAGCUAUUUCAAUCAUUGGUUUUGCUAUUACUGUAUCACUUUCUGAGAUGUUUGCCAAAAAACAUGGCUACUCAGUCAAAGCUAAUCAGGAAAUGUAUGCCAUUGGCUUUUGCAAUAUCAUCCCUUCCUUCUUCCACUGCUUUACUACUAGUGCAGCUCUUGCAAAGACCUUGGUUAAAGAAUCAACAGGCUGCCAAACUCAGCUUUCUGGUGUGAUAACAGCCUUGGUUCUUCUGUUGGUCCUCCUAGUAAUAGCUCCUUUAUUCUAUUCCCUUCAGAAAAGUGUCCUUGGUGUAAUCACCAUUGUAAAUCUCCGGGGAGCCCUACGUAAGUUUAAGGAUCUGCCCAAAAUGUGGAAGGUUAGCAGAAUGGAUACGGUUAUCUGGUUUGUUACCAUGCUGUCCUCUGCACUGAUAAGUACUGAAAUAGGCCUGCUUAUUGGGGUUUGUUUUUCUAUGUUUUGUGUCAUUCUCCGUACUCAGAAGCCAAAGACUUCAUUGCUUGGUUUGGUGGAAGAGUCUGAAAUCUUUGAAUCCAUGUCUGCUUACAAGAAUCUGCAGACUAAGCCGGGAAUCAAGAUAUUCCGUUUUGUAGCCCCUCUCUACUACAUAAACAAAGAAUGUUUUAAAUCUGCUUUAUACAAAAAAACACUCAACCCAGUCUUAGUAAAGGCAGCUCAGAAGAAGGCCGCAAAGAGAAAGAUCACAAAGGAAACAGUGAUUCUCAGUGGAGUCCAGGAUGAAGUUUCAGUGCAACUUUCCCAUGAUCCCUUGGAGCUUCAAACCAUAGUGAUUGACUGCAGUGCAAUACAGUUUUUAGAUACAGCGGGGAUUCAUACGCUGAAAGAGGUUCGUAGAGAUUAUGAAGCCAUCGGCAUCCAGGUUCUGCUGGCUCAGUGCAAUCCCUCUGUGAGGGAUUCCCUGGCACGUGGAGAGUAUUGCAAAAAGGAAGAAGAAAACCUUCUCUUUUAUAGUGUGUAUGAAGCAAUGGCCUUUGCAGAAGAAUCUCAGAAUCAGAAAGGAGUGUGUAUUCCCAAUGGUCUAAGCCUUUCCAGUGAUUGACUGAGAAAGUAGAUGGAAAGAAGAAUGAUGUCUAGCCAAUAGCUUAAGAUUUGAAGUAUGUAAUAUUUUCUAGUUCCACAGUGGAAAAUGUUGUACUUGAAAAUUUAACCUAUGGAGAGAUAUUAUUCCUUUGAAGUUGAUGGCCUUUGUAGAGACACAAAUGCAGUAGAGCUUAUAGUUAGGCAGAAUCAAAAAGAAGACAAUUUUGUGGUUUUAGGCCUUUUUGCAGAUAUGAGGUAUUCUUGAAAUUAAAUAAAUACCUAUUGAAUUGAACUGUAAAGUAGGCUUCAAACUCAAUUACCAUGCUGUUUUAGAAGAUAAAGCAUUUGGACUCUUCCUUCUCCUGGAGGUAAAGUUGACAUUGACGUGAGAAGUGCUAGAGGCUACUUGAUGUGACUCUUAGGAGAGAAUAGAAAGGAGGCAGGGAAAUAGUGUUGUACCUGCUCUGAUACCAGCAGGUCAGGGGACUUCUGUGGCAAAAGGUUUGUUCUUACUUGUACUUCUCCGGUCCCAGUCUUUGCUCCCCUAUGGCAGUAGGAUCUCUGGCUUUUAGUAGGAGAGCACCAUUCCUUUCCUAGGGCUAGGAACUCCACAGGCAUAGUCUUAUUAGGAAUUUGAUGGCUGGGUGGGCUGAUAGGUGAAAUCCUAUCAGCCAGCCUCAUGUUACUUAGAACAUUCUUUGUAAUACAUUUGAUGUUUUUAUUCAUGCCUCUUUAUUUAGAGUAAGUAAGCAAAGAGCUCUUCUUCAUAAUCGGCCAAAUACUAGGACACCUCCAUGUCUUUCCUGUGAUCUCAGUCUGUCCCUGUCACUGAGUAUUUCUCUACUCUUCUCUACUAUUACCUCUGUUGUAGCUUUCGUUCAUUUAGUGUUUCCCACAGAAUCUGUCUUAUACUGCUACACAUUACCUGCUACAAGAUUGCUCGGUAAAGGGCAGAAUGCUGACUACACAAUUCUAGACAGCAUUUUAAAUGAGCUUGAGGCUACUGUAAGGAUGGAUUGAAAAAAAGAGAUGAUUGACGGUUUCCCUUAAGAAUUUGUUUACUGGGCAGCCCCGGUGGCGCAGCGGUUUGGCGCCACCUGCAGCCCGGGGUGUGAUCCUGGAGACCCUGGAUCGAGUCCCAUGUCAGGCUCCCCACGUGGAGCCUGCUUCUCCUUCUGCCUGUGUCUCUGCCUCUCUGUCUCUAUGAGUAAAUAAAUAAAAAUCUUAAAAAAAUAAAAAACUAAAAAAAAAAAAAGAAUUUUUUUACUUAGCAGUGAAUUUUUUUUCCUUUCCAUGGCAUUUUAGCAAGGGUCCACUGGGGAUUGACAGUCUUUCUCAAAUAGAAGCUACUAUUCAUCUUUACUCAGUUCCUUUUGAAAAGCAAGAAUGUCCCACAUUAAAAGCUUAUUCUGUAUGUGGACCUUGAUAGUCAAGGAAAAAAAAAAGUUUUCCAAAGUUAGGACUAGGAGAAUAAUUUUUCAAGAUUGAAACAUUGCAUCCCUGGGUGGCGCAGCGGUUUGGCGCCUGCCUUUGGCCCAGGGCGCGAUCCCGGAGACCCAGGAUCAAGUCCCACAUCGGGCUCCUGGUGCAUGGAGCCUGCUUCUCCCUCUGCCUGUGUCUCUGCCUCUCUCUCUCUAUCAUAAACAAAUAAAAAAUUUCAAGAUUGAAACAUUUACCCACACUAUUUAAAGCAAGCAAAAUAAUAAUUACAGAAAUGUGAAUAAUUUUUUAACUUGUUACUACAUUCUAAACAACUUAAAUAUUUAUGAGAAGCAAGCCCUAUCUGUUGGGCAUCUAUUGGAGUUGGACACUUUUAAAUAUAUUUAACUUUCUUUUUGGUUCCAAAACCUUCAAGUGUUGCUUUUCUACUGAUAGAACUCUGUCCAUCUGUUUACAUGGAAAAUGCCUUUCUAUUAAAACAAAGCAGUUGCUCAAUAGAAAAGCUGGAUUUCUGUCUUGAAGGUGAUUGACUUCAUGAUUAAGUAUAAUAGUACUAAAUUUUGACAUCCUUUUAGAAUUUAAAUCUAGAAUUUCAGAAAUAUUAGCUGCUGUUUGUAUUUGUGGGUUUUUUUCCUUUUGUUUUUAGCCACUAUUUGCCCUUUCUAUCCAAUUUUAGGAAUAGUAAUAGUACAAUUAUAGUGUCUUGGUUAGUUAUUUUUAAUCCCUCUUAUCCACCCCCUCACCCUCCAGGUUUGAAUCCAGAUGUCGAAUGCCAUGUGAGAAAGUAAAUGAGUACAUAUUAAAGAUGACCCUAUAAUUUAGCAAACACUAGCACAGAAAAAAUUAAAAAAGGAUCCAAAAAAUUUAGAAAAUGCCUUAGAAUGGAGUAACAGGAUCUUUUACCUGACAUUUCUGUCCAUAUAUGGAUAUUAACAAUUCUGGAGUUUUAUGCAAUUAAGCAAAUUCUUGAAUUAUGUUCUGGUUUGUUCCUCUUCUACCCAGACAAACAUACAGGAGAUUCUGCUUUUGGCAGCCACUUGUAAAAACAUUUAAGAUUCACAGAAAUUUAUAUCUCACUUCUCUGCUCAGGUUGCGGUCCACCUUUUGUGACACAUUGUUGGUUGCUAGUAUUUAAAGAAAUCAGCCUAAAGCCAAAAUCUAACUCACCAACAAAACUAUUUUCAUUUUCUUUCUUGCUCAAGGCUUGGACUUUAGUUCAAAAGCUGAUACUUUACACACUUUAUUGAUACAAAAAUAUCUUGCUUAUGCUACACUUUAGAGUCUAAAGCAUUUUCUCAUUGCUUAUUGACAUGUAUAAAAUUCUAAAUAUCUUAAAAUAGUCAUUUAAUUGAAACAUAGUGUAUAUAUUCUUGAUGCUUAAAAACUUAGAGCCAGAGACAGAGUAUGCUAAUGUGCAGAGUAAGGAUAACAUUCAAGAGGAGUGAAAGGAAUAUACUGUUGAAAACAACUCUUGGGGAUGCCUGGGUGGGUGGCUCAGGGCGUGAUUCCCGGGUCCCGGCAUAGAGUCCCACAUUGGGCUUCCUGCACGGAGCCUUCUUUUCUCUCUCUGCCUUUCUCUCUGUGUCUCUCAUGAAUAAAUAAAUAAAAUGUUUUAAAAGAAAAAAGAAAAAAACCUCUUUGACCAAAAGAGGGCUAAAGGAGAGGACUAAGUUGAACAGGAUACAAUCCCUUUUUAGCCCCAUGUAGCAGUAGGGAGAUCAGAAAUAGGAGCCACACCUUAGUUUGACAGCAGGGUCAGAACUGGUUUUGGUUUCUAGAAAGGGAGGGUGGAUUCACCAAAGAUGAAAGAGCUGAGGAGCAUGUGGAACCCCAGAGUUGGGGCAAAGGCCCGGUUGACCUAAUCUGGAGCAUAGACUGAGUGACUGUAGCCUCUGAUGGUGGUAAAAGGGACAAAUGUCUAAUUGACAAUUAUUAUUUUUUUUUUUUUUAGUGGAACCAAAGGAAAAUCUGAAUAGUCCAACUUAGCUUUGAAACAGUAGUAGUCAUUGAAGCCAGAAUUUGUUGGUAAAUUUACAGUAUGAUAAAUGGUGAUCUUUAAACAUGUAUCAAGAUGUUAGAUGAGUUCAUUAGACUAUUCUAAUGCUAAUGAACAUGUUUUAACAGGAACAGUUAUUCUCUGCAGAUGUAUACUUAAAUAGUUUGUCACUGAAGAACAAACACAUUGUCUGGGUGUUAGCCCUGAUCUUAUUAUAAAAAUGAGAAAAAGGCAGUGAAUUUCUUGGGAACUAAAAUUGAGUCUGGAAGUUACAAUGAUCAAUUUCAGCUCUAUGGUCUUUGUUACUGUUCUUAAUGAAUUGUUUUCCUCUAUAUAUUGCUAUAGAUGAGCUAUAGGAUCUUUUUUGCACCAGUGUAGAUAAUACCUCACUACUUACUGAGGACCCAUGCAGGGGUCUAGAGUCCUGGGCCAGGUGCUGGGACUAUGGUACCAAAUCUAGUAGAUGGGCCAUAUGGUAACUCUCCUAGGUAACACCGGGGCACUUGGAGGAGCUUUCUGGAGGAGCCAAGCUGAGCCUGGACCGAGGUCUGAACAGGAGACAGGCAACUGAGGCAAACAAGGAGGCAUGGAUGCCCCUGAUCUAUUUAGGGAAUGAUUCUACAGUGAGAUCGCAAAAACCCAGUCAACAGAGUUUAGGCUUUUUGCUUAGUUUUUCUGUUCUUUGAUGUUUUUCUUUUCUCCCCCUGUUUUCUUUAUCUAUUCUAGUGAUGCCUUAAUUUGAAGCUGGGUUUAAAAAACUGGAAGGAGGAGGAAAUUAGAUCUAGGAACCUUUUCAGUUUUGAACUAACUUGGCUUUUUCCCCCGUUUGUAUUAAGAUUUUAUUAGAUAAUCAAGAUUGGAAUCAUCAAGUGUUAAUACAAAAAUGAAAAGUAGAAUGGGGGUCUCCUGGGUAGCUUAGUCAAGUGUCUGCCUUCGGCUCAGGUCAUGAUCUCAGGGUCCUGGGAUCAAUUCCCCUGUCAGGCUCCCUGCUCAAGGGGAAGCCAGCUUCUCCCUCUGCCCCUCCCCCUGCUUGUGCUCGCUCUUUGAAAUAAAAUCUUAAAAAAAGAAAAAGAAAAAUAUAAUGAAACAGGCCAAAAUAAUAAAUCUACUGCUUUGUUAUCAUAGCCUAUUAUUAAAGUAAAAUAUUAUUGAAAUACUGUAAGUUAAAGGUACAUUUUAGUUGUGUGUGUGUGUGUUGUUUGUUUUUUUUUUUUAACAUUAGUAACUCUAGGGAAGGAGAAUUUAGAUGUGGGAGUAGGGGAAGAUUUAUUUUUAUAAGGUCAUUUUUAUCCUGACAAGGACUAUUGUUUUUAAAAGUGUUUUGCACCUAUUUUUUAAGUAAACAUGUUAAAUACAGUUGGGAAAGUUAAAUAAGCAAUAUACUAACUACUGGAUUUUUUUGGUGUGUAUUCUAUUUUUCUCUUAGUGAUAUAAAAGAAGGAGGAGAAUUGUGAAAACUAGAAUAAUGAAGGACACUAAAUGCCCUUAUUUGAGAUACCAUGUUUGCAAGUCUACACUGGAACCUUGUACCUUUCUUGGACUUGAAUUAUGGCUCUGAAAAAGGCCAAAUAAUUAUAAUCUUAUUUUGAAAUACCAAUGACAGAAUUUCUAACUGAAGGUUUUUUAGUUGGCAGAUAGAUAAGCAGCCUUAGCCAGAAGAGAUUUUUAACGGCAGCUUUAAUAAACUUACUUUAGGGAAGUUCUCUCCCCCUCUUUCCCAUCCCCUAACCCUAAAAUAAUAAGAAACCGGGAAUCAAAAAGCUCAUGUCUUUUUCAUUCAAAUCAGGUGGGAAAUUACUAUUUAAGUUCUGAUGCUACUAUGAUUUCUCAAAAAUUGGUGGGAACAAAUCAAUUUAUAUGAAAUGCUACCCUUUUUGUCUCUGCAAUUUUAUAUACAAAACAAGACAUUAUCAGGUGACAGGUGAAUGAACAUAAAGUCUCAGUUCUGUGUACUCAGUAUACUGCCCUUUUUUUCAAUUAUUCACAGCUAAUGACUUUUAGGAACAUAUUUUAUACCACAUAUAUCUUUUUUAAUUAAAGCAAGUGCCUUGAUGCCAUUCCAUAUAAAUCAGGCUUAACCCUUUAUGGGAUGAGGAUGAGUUGAUGGAUUGCAGCUUGUUGCAGGAGAGGGGGGAGUUGGUUAAUAGCAGGUCUUUUUCUUCUGGAAGGAUAUGUUUGUGUUGUUUAUUAUGUAAGAUCCAACAUGUGUUGAGAUCUAGAGGUGUCAUUUUAAUUUCUGCUAAUUGUUAUGCUAAUAAAAUA
Messenger RNA from Canis lupus familiaris (dog), 8249 nucleotides. It is a transcript of the gene SLC26A2, whose product is annotated as solute carrier family 26 member 2. The record is from RefSeq and is a predicted model, not a curated record. The transcript is spliced from 4 exons. Gene Ontology annotation, cellular component: membrane. Gene Ontology annotation, molecular function: chloride transmembrane transporter activity; bicarbonate transmembrane transporter activity; oxalate transmembrane transporter activity. Gene Ontology annotation, biological process: transmembrane transport. NCBI's taxonomy places the organism in Eukaryota, Metazoa, Chordata, Mammalia, Carnivora, Canidae. The coding region runs from base 342 to 2570 and encodes 742 amino acids.